AUGGCAUUGACAGAUGACUACUUAGAGCGGCCUCGAGGAGCCAUCGCCGACAUGUGGGGGCGCUACCUGGAGAGCGGCGAGUAUUCCGACUUUCUCAUCAGCUGCAGCGGCCGCGACUUUCACGUCCACCGGCUGGUGAUCUGCCCCAAGUCGAGCUAUUUCCGCGUCCUGUGCAAGGAAAACUUUAAAGAGGGCAUCUCCCAGAAGCUGGAUCUCGUCGAUGAGGACCCAGAUGUGUUCCAGUCCGUGCUAGCCUUUCUGUACACCGGCAUCUACGAGACUGAUAAGAUUGCGGGGUCGCCAGCAGACGCCUCGAUAGAAAGCGCCCCAGCUGCAGAGGGAAGCUGUGACUCGUCGGUCGACUCUGAAAAUGACGAUGAGAGCCGCCGCCAGGGCCGUCCAGCCACGACCGACGACAUCCUCGCCCACGUCCAGCUCUACGCGGCCGGCGACAAGUUCGAUAUCCGCGACCUGAAAGAAGUAUCGUCCAAGAUGUUUCGCAACCAGCUGCACCGCACUCCCGUCGAAAAUCUGGACAUUCCCCUGAUUGUCCAGAUUGUGUACACGUGCACCCCCAACAACGAGGCCUCGCUACGCCCUGUGCUGAUUGACUACUGCGUCCAGAACCUCAACGCGCUCCUCGUGCAGCCCGAAAUGGCCCUGGUGCUCGCUGAAAUGGGCCAAUGCGCCUUUGAACUGCUGCGCGCGUACAAGGAGGAAGCCGACCUGCGCUCCCGCAAAGCAGUCGAAGACCAGCGGACCGCCGUGCUCGAGAUUAAAAAGGCAGAGUCGCAGCAGCUGCGGGAGUCGUUGGCCAAACUGCAGAAGCGUGACACGCAUCUGAUGGAGAGCCUGGCUUCGCACCACAACUGUCGUAAUUGUGGAAAGGUAUUUGGGGCUGGACCGCAGGUGUAUGGUCCGAUGAGUGACCGGGUGAUGCUGAGGUGCAAGGGCUGCUAUACCAAGCAUUCUUAG
This is a messenger RNA of Talaromyces rugulosus, 975 nucleotides long. RefSeq lists its product as uncharacterized. Gene Ontology annotation, molecular function: protein binding. Lineage: Eukaryota; Fungi; Ascomycota; Eurotiomycetes; Eurotiales; Trichocomaceae. The transcript has 2 exons. Bases 1 to 975 code for a protein of 324 amino acids. The record is from RefSeq and is a predicted model, not a curated record.